Chinchilla lanigera (long-tailed chinchilla) is the source of this 1095-nucleotide messenger RNA. It is a transcript of the gene Ppic, whose product is annotated as peptidylprolyl isomerase C (cyclophilin C). Gene Ontology annotation, biological process: protein peptidyl-prolyl isomerization; protein folding. Gene Ontology annotation, molecular function: peptidyl-prolyl cis-trans isomerase activity. Lineage: Eukaryota; Metazoa; Chordata; Mammalia; Rodentia; Chinchillidae. Gene Ontology annotation, cellular component: intracellular membrane-bounded organelle. The record is from RefSeq and is a predicted model, not a curated record.
GUCUUCUUUGAUGUGAAGAUUGGAGACAAAGAUGUGGGCAGAAUUGUGAUUGGCCUCUUUGGAAAAGUUGUACCCAAGACUGUGGAAAAUUUUGUUGCUCUGGCAACAGGAGAGAAAGGCUAUGGAUACAAAGGAAGCAGCUUUCAUCGAGUCAUCAAGGACUUCAUGAUCCAAGGCGGGGACUUCACUGCAGGAGACGGCACCGGUGGUGUGAGCAUUUACGGCGAGACCUUUCCCGAUGAGAACUUCAAGCUGAAGCACUAUGGCAUUGGCUGGGUCAGUAUGGCCAAUGCUGGGCCAGACACCAACGGCUCCCAGUUCUUCAUUACCUUGACCAAGCCUGCCUGGUUGGAUGGCAAACAUGUGGUGUUUGGAAAAGUCCUCGACGGGAUGACAGUGGUACACACCAUAGAGCUCCAAGCAACUGAUGGGCAUGACCGGCCGCUUAGCAACUGCUCCAUCCUCAACAGUGGCAAGAUAGAUGUGAAAACGCCCUUUGUGGUUGAGGUUGCUGACUGGUGACACAACUAGCAGAAAACCGUGUUUCGCCUGGCAGGGUUUUGUUUGUAUGUGCGCACGUAGGCACAUGUGCCUGCAGGAGUAUGCCUGUCUGUUGUCCUUUAAAUCUUAGAUUACUGUUUUUUUCCUUUCUUUUUUUUUAAGUUUCCCACUCUAGUUCACAAGAGAUUUAAAAAUCAACCACUCAAAAUUUAGUUUGCAUGAAUUUUGGUAAAUCACUUGUUUAGGGAUUUUAAACUGAAAAAAGACAUACCUUUCUAUCAUUGGUGCUAUUUUUAAAUUAGAAAAUUUUUAUAGUACUUAUUUUUAAGAACAUAGUCAUUUGUUUAUUUUGCUGUUUGUUAUUAUUCCAUGUUGAGUGAUGCUAAAGAUUUUUUUGAAAAAAGAUUAGGAUGUGAAGUUUUCAAAGAAUUUUGUUCAGGUAAAGGGAGAUUGGAUUUAUUUACUCUGAUGUAUGUCAUAGAUAUUUUUCUUGACAGAGGUGCUUUUUAUGUGGAUUGACUUUUUGCAAGACUUUUGUACAUUUAAAGUUCUUAGAAAAUAUACAAAAUUAAAUAUACUCUAAUGAUAAACAGA